AUGAAUUGGCAACCUCAGCAAGAGCCAUUGAGGCAGCUGGCUGGCUACCUUCGCGAUUCGCUCAAUGGAAAUAACCUUCCAGCCCGAGCACAGGCUGAACAGAUGCUCGCACAAGCGACCUCUUCUCCUGAUUACGUCAAUUACAUCACCUACAUCUUUUCCAACCCGCAAGCUGCUCCCCUGGCAGGAAUUAACGAGAAUGAAUCCCCGACUGUUCGAUUUGCCGCCGCCGUAAACGUCAAGACAAAGAUUGCCCUUGCUUACAGCACGAUCUCCCCUCAAAGCCUGGCUUUCAUCAAAUCCGCGGCUCUGUUGACACUUCGCGACACCGACCGCAAUGUCUCGAGAGCUGCCGGUAACGUUAUCACUGCGAUGGUGCUUCACGGAGGCCUCUUGGCCUGGCCUGAGAUUGUCAAUGAGCUGUUGACUACUGUCGCUAAUUCCAACGGGGAUGUUCCCAUGUCGGCUAGGGAAGCUGCAAUGGAUGCGUUGUGCAAGGUCUGUGAGGACAACCGGAAGGUUUUGGACCGUGACUACCAGGGCCAACGUCCCUUGGACAUCAUCAUCCCCAGCUUGCUGCAGUUCACUUCGGUGGAGAGUUCGCGCAUUAAGAUUGCUGCUCUCAACGCCAUCCACGUUUUCUUGCCAUCCAGACCCCAGGCAUUGGUGAACUCGCUCGACCAAUUUCUUUCGCAGUUAUUCAGAAUUGCCGGUGAUGAAAGCACAACAGUCCGACAAAUGGUGUGCCAGUCGUUCUCCCAACUCGUGGAGACUGCGCCGGAAAAGUUGGCCCCGCAUAUGGAAGGAUUGGUCAACUACAUCAUCAUGCAGCAGCAAUCCCAGGACGACCCAGAGCUUGCACUUGACGCGGCCGAAUUUUGGAUUGGUGCUGGAGAGCAAGAGCGAUUGCAGGCCGAAUUGGCUCCAUACAUGCACAAGAUCAUCCCCGUUCUUCUACAAAACAUGAUCUACGAUGAGGACGAAGUGGCUCGACUAAUGGACGAGCAAGAUGAUGCCGAGACCGAGGACCGCGCUGAGGAUCUAAAGCCACAGUUUGCGAAAUCGAAGGGUGACCGUCUGAAUGUGUCCAAGCCCGGUGAACAGCCGGAAUCCUCCCGCGCGCUCGAGCAACAGACAGAGGAUGACGAUGACUUAAGUGAAGGUGAAAUUGAGGACUCGGAAUUCGGAGAUGAUCCCUCGGGUAACUGGACUUUGCGCAAGUGCUCUGCUGCUGCGCUCGAUAUUUUCUCUACAGUUUACCACCGUCCUGUCUUUGAAAUCCUUCUGCCGUAUCUGACGGAAACUCUGCGCCACGAGCAGUGGCCGAACCGAGAGGCCGCUGUUCUUACACUAGGUGCAGUGGCGGAUGGCUGUAUGGAUGCAAUCACUCCCCAUCUCCCAGAAUUGGUCCCUUAUCUCAUCUCACUCCUCAACGAUAACCAGCCUGUUGUGCGACAAAUCACUUGCUGGUGCUUGGCCCGUUAUUCCGGUUGGGCAGCUCAUCUCCGCGACCCAGCUCAAAAAGCCCAAUUCUUCGAGCCCAUGAUGGAAGGUAUACUUCAUCGCAUGUUGGACAACAACAAGAAGGUUCAAGAAGCUGCUGCGUCAGCGUUCGCUAGCCUGGAGGAGAAGGCGGAGGAUAACCUGGCGCCCUACUGUGAACCUAUCUUGCGCCAGUUUGUGGCGUGCUUCAAUAAGUACAAGGACCGCAACAUGUACAUCCUUUAUGAUUGCGUGCAGACGCUCGCCGAAUGUGUUAUGAGCGAGCUGGCAAGGCCACAUCUAAUCGAGAUCUUGAUGCCUGCCCUCAUCGGCCGCUAUAACUACAUUUCUGAUGAUUCCCGAGAGCUCUUCCCGUUGCUUGAAUGCCUCGGAUAUAUCUCUGGAGCCUAUGGCGAUGCCUUUGCCCAAUUCGCGCCGCCUCUCUUCGCGCGCUGCAUAAAGAUCAUUUAUGGAAACUUGCAAGCUUCCAUACAACCGACACACCCUGCGGCUGACGAGCCGGACAAGGACUUCCUUGUUACUAGCAUUGACCUUCUUAGUUCAAUCAUUCAGGCCAUCGACCCACAAAAGAGCGGCGAGCUCGUGAGUACCUCACAGCCAUCUUUCUUCGAGCUCAUGCGCUACUGCAUGCAGGAUGAAAACUAUGAAGUCCGUCAAUCCACCUACGCUUUGCUGGGAGACUGCGCCAUCAGCAUCUUCCCUCACUUGAAACCCUUCCUUCCCACCCUUAUCCCGGUUUUGAUUAAGCAGCUUGACUUGGACCUGAUUCGCGAUGACGAUCGUCAUACGGGCUUCAGUGUUUUGAACAACGCCUGUUGGUCGUGCGGCGAAAUCGCCGUCCACGAGAACGCCGGGCUUUCGCCCUAUGCGGAGCAACUGUACCAAGGGCUCUUUACGAUUAUCACUAACGAGGAAAUCAUCGAUUCGGUGAACGAAAACGCCGCGAUGGCGUUGGGACGAUUGGGAUUCUGCUGUGCGGACCAGAUUGCGCCCCAUUUGAGCGAGUGUUCCGGACCUUUCCUGAAGUCAAUGGACAAGAUUGACUUCACGCGCGAAAAGGCCUCUGCCUUCCUCGGAUUCAACCAGGUGGUGAUGAAGAACCCGCAGGCCAUGGAGUCGAGCCUACUCGACUACUUCCGGGCAAUUGCCUCGUUCCCCGCCCGCUCGCUGGCACAGGAAGAGUACCGGGAUAUCCAGGCGUCUUUCCAGCAGGUCCUCCAGGGAUACAAGACCUUGAUCCCUGACUUCAGCAACUUCCUUGGCCAGCUAGCUCCAGCCGUGGCCCAGACACUACGCACCGUGUACCAGGUCUAA
Molecule: messenger RNA, 2817 nt
Organism: Penicillium egyptiacum
Lineage: Eukaryota; Fungi; Ascomycota; Eurotiomycetes; Eurotiales; Aspergillaceae
Source: the annotation of a GenBank genome assembly